AUGCCAAUUUCCGAAAUCACAGCAGCAGUCUUUCCUUCUUUCUUCAAACCUUCUUCUGACCAUCUUAUCUUCCCCACGCUCCAUUAUUGUGCUGCCGCCAUGGCCGCAGAUCUAGGGACGAGGGGAUGGUGCGUGGCUGUUGUGCUCUUCUUGUGUUUGAUCCUCGGACCCCGGUCGAUCUCAGCGGAGAGGCUUCCGGCAGGAAGCAGCGCCAAUGGUCGCGUGGACGAUAGCAAGCCUCUCCUCGGUCGCCUUGUGCAUUCUUUCUCCAAGAAUGGCUCCCACGCGCACCCUUGGCCCGAGCUGGAGCUUGGGUGGCGGGUUGUGCUUGGAUCCGCAAUCGCCUUCGCAGGGUCCGCCCUCGGGAGCGUCGGGGGAGUGGGGGGAGGCGGCAUCUUCGUUCCCAUGCUCACCUUGAUCCUUGGUUUCGACCUCAAGACUUCUGCUGCCAUCUCCAAGUGCAUGAUCAUGGGGGCCGCUGGAGCGACCGUGUACUACAACCUAAGGUUUCAACAUCCCACAUUGGAUAUGCCAAUAGUUGAUUACGAUCUUGCAUUACUAUUUCAACCCAUGCUUCUAUUGGGCAUUAGCAUCGGUAUUGCCUUCAAUGUGAUCUUUGCAGAAUGGAUGAUCACAACCAUCCUCAUCAUCCUGUUCCUUGGUACAUCAACCAAGGCAUUUCUAAAGGGAAUAGAGACCUGGAAAAAGGAAUCGGUGCUGUUGAAGGAAGCAGAUAAGUACAUGGGAUCAUCAAACAAUCUAAGAGAUGUACCAGAAUUGGAAUAUCAACCUCUCCCUGGGGUACCUGUUGUGAAUGAAAAGCCAGAAACUUCAUCUAAUGGAGGCGUUUCAUGUGAUGUUCCAAGGGGAAAAGAUACAUACUUAAAUGAGGUUUUAUUGCUUUUGAUAGUGUGGAUUGGAUUUCUCAUCAUCCACAUAAUUAAGGACAACACCAAAAUAUGCUCUGCUGAAUAUUGGAUACUCACUAUGUUGCAGGUGCCCAUUGCUGCUUCAUUGACACUUCAUGAAGCCAUCUGUCUUUACAGAAGAAAGAGAACUAUUGCCUCCACAGGCAAACAAGAUAUGAACUGGAGAUGCCACCACCUUGCCUUUUAUUGUUUCUGUGGAAUAAUAGCUGGGAUUGUUGGAGGACUUCUUGGGCUUGGAGGGGGAUUCAUAUUGGGACCGUUAUUUAUUGAAAUGGGUGUUCCUCCACAGGUUGCGAGUGCAACGUCAAACUUCAUUAUGAUGUUCUCGGCCUCCAUGUCUGUCAUACAAUACUACCUACUUCAUCGAUUUCCUGUUCCAUAUUCCGCGUAUCUGUUUUGUGUUGCAACACUUGCUGCCGUCGCUGGACAGCACCUUGUAAGGAAGGUCGUCAUUUUAAUAGGAAGAGCAUCUCUGAUAAUUUUCAUUCUGGCUUUGACCAUCUUUGUCAGUGCAAUUGGUAUAGGUUGGCUCGGCAUAGAAGAUGUGUUGCUGAAGAUUGCAAGGAACGAGAACAUGGGAUUUGAAAGCCUCUGUCGAUAAAUUUAGGUGCCUCUUUCAUCAUCCCUUAUGUACAUGUCAACCUGUAAGUUCUAUGCCGACGGUUCUUUGUUCAAACUGCGUCUUCGAUGCCUGUGGAUUACUGUUUUCUUCUUCUUUGUGGUAAGAUGGAGGAGACAGUAUGCAAGUUUCAUCGAGCAACAAAAACGAUAUUUUACAUUAAUAGAAAUAUAUAGGAGUAAACUGAUGGGAGCACAAUUGAAAAAGAAAGAUCAAUCUAAGCCUUUAUUCAUAA
This is a messenger RNA of Zingiber officinale, 1783 nucleotides long. Its product is annotated as sulfite exporter TauE/SafE family protein 3-like. Bases 1 to 1530 code for a protein of 509 amino acids. Lineage: Eukaryota; Viridiplantae; Streptophyta; Magnoliopsida; Zingiberales; Zingiberaceae. Gene Ontology annotation, biological process: protein ubiquitination. The record is from RefSeq and is a predicted model, not a curated record. Gene Ontology annotation, cellular component: membrane; Cul4A-RING E3 ubiquitin ligase complex. The transcript has 12 exons.